This is a messenger RNA of Saimiri boliviensis boliviensis (Bolivian squirrel monkey), 1554 nucleotides long. NCBI's taxonomy places the organism in Eukaryota, Metazoa, Chordata, Mammalia, Primates, Cebidae. The record is from RefSeq and is a predicted model, not a curated record.
CAUUCACAGGUUAAGGCUACCUUUCCAGAUAGUCCAACAGCUAACUCAGCAGUUUCCAAGGGCAUUUGCAUCACCUGUGAAAACAUCGGAUCCUUUUACACCAGAUGUUCUUGACAGCUCAUCCCGUCAUUCCCCCUCUGCACAAAAGCUGCUAUACCAGUGGAUAACCAAGACAACUACUGAGCUUCUUUUCGUUAUCAAGUAGAUAUUAUAUCACUGCCAGCAAAACAGCACGAAAAGUAUCUCUUCACGGUACCACUACCGAUUGGGACUAUGCUAAAUAAAUCAGCUUGCCUAGAUGAGGACCCCUUCUCUUCUUGGAUAGCCAGGAUUUGAAGGAGAUAAUCCUACCUGUGCCACUGGUAAGUGACUAAUACUUUUACACACUGAACUGGUCCUGGAAACUGAGAUGUCUUCUUUGUAAGUGAAGAAUAUUCAACAUAAUCUUGAAGAACUGCACAGUGGUGUGGGCCACAAGCAUACUUUAUUUGUGUAAUGGACCGAAAGACAAAGUAACCUUGGUGAAAGGAUUUUUCAUUUCAUUUCUAUUUCCCAGUGUUAGUGUAAUGCUGGCUUAGAUUAUUACCUUUUUCUGGUUCCUUACUCUGUUUUAUUCCGAUGGGUCCUAGAAAUCCUUCUCCUGACCACUUGUCAGAAUCAGAAAGUGAGGAAGAAGAAAACAUGAGCUACCUAAAUGAGAGUUCUGGGGAAGAGUGGGAUUCCUCUGAAGAAGAGGACUCCAUGGUACCCAACUUAUCACCUCUUGAGAGUCUUGCCUGGCAGGUGAAGUGCCUUUUAAAAUAUUCUACAACUUGGAAACCUUUAAAUCCUAAUUCCUGGUUGUAUCAUGCUAAACUCUUGGAUCCAAGCACGCCAGUCCAUAUACUUCGAGAGAUAGGUCUAAGACUCUCCCAUUGUUCCCAUUGUGUCCCCAAACUGGAACCAAUUCCUGAAUGGCCCCCUCUGGCCUCUUGUGGAGUCCCACCUUUUCAGAAGCCCCUUACAAGUUCCAGCCGGCUCUCUAGAGAUCAUGCCACUCUAAAUGGAGCACUGCAGUUUGCCACCAAACAGCUAAGCCGAACACUGAGUAGAGCCACUCCCAUACCUGAGUACCUAAAACAGAUCCCUAAUUCAUGUGUUUCUGGGUGUUGCUGUGGCUGGCUAACUAAAACAGUUAAGGAAACAACUCGUACUGAACCCAUCAACACUACUUAUUCUUACACUGACUUCCAAAAGGCAGUUAACAAACUCCUAACUGCAUCACUAUAAAGAUCUACCAUUUGCUCUGAUAUCUCUGAUGUUGCUAAUUGAGAGAGUGGUACAAAGUCAUUACACAGCCCACCAAUGCCUUGUCAAUCAAACUAUUUUAUGCCCUGGUAAGCCAGUGAGGAUACCCUUUGACAAAUCCUAUGGAUAAAAUGAUAAUAUCAAGGCCAGACUUUGUGGUUCACACCUGGAAUCCCAGCACCUGGGGAGGCCGAGGCAGGCGGAUCACCUGAGGUCAGAAGUUGAAGACCAGCCUGGCCAACAUGGCAGAACCCAUCUCUACUAAAA